AUUGCAGCGUGUGUUUUAUUUACAACGUGCGUGUGUGACUUUUAGUUGUAAAAUUUACUAUUUCUACAUUUUUGUCUGCAUUUGAAGUUCCCAAGUUCAUGUGGCUGCAUUAUAGCCAAUCUAUGUGCUGUAAAACCUCGUAGCUAUGUCUCGAUUUACAGUAUUCGGAAUCUAUGUUGGAAAUACAAGCGCCAGCAUCGCCAUCUGCAAAGAGGAUGGCAAAGUGGAAGUUUUGGCAAAUGCUGCUGGUGAAAGAUCAACGCCAGCUGUUGUUGCUGUCACUGAAAAAGAACAGAUUGUUGGAAAUGCUGCCAAGUCCAGCAUGAUAACUCAAACAAAUGCUGGCACAAUAAUUACGAACAAUAAGCUGUUAAUGGAUCUUAGUCUGGAUGAAAGCGAUCUGGAGUCAAUCAUUGCAAAGAAUCCAUGCACAAUUAUACAGAAAUCCAACCACGUUGCAUAUGAAAUUAAUUUUGGAAAUAAAACAAAAACAUUUACACCCGCAAUGAUUAACACCAGUAUUUACUCUCUUCUGUACAACAUAGCAAAAAGUGCAAUUCACGGAGAGUGCGAUGAAAUAUGUUGUGUACUAGUUGUUCCCACCUACUAUUCUGCUGAAAGUCGUCAGUAUAUCAAACAAUCUGCUGUAGAAGCUGGGUGGAAAGUACUGCAGAUUGUGAAUCAGCCAAGUGUGGCACCACUAGCGUAUCACUCUUUCAAAGAAGCCUCUCCGGAAACUAAGUAUAUCUGUGUGUAUCGUGUUGGUGGUGUGAGUUGUGAUGCUGCUAUCCUACGGCUGAGAAAUGGUUUUAUUCAGAUUUUAGCCUCGGAAACCAACUUUGAUAUAGGAGGUCAUGAGCUGGUUUCUAAACUAAUCCAAUGUUUUUGUGAAGAAAUGAAAAGGAAGUACAAAGUCGAUCCAAACGAAAGCAAGCGAUCAAUCAGGAAGUUGCGUUCAGCAGCAGAAACAUGUAUCAAAGUAUUGUCUACCCUCAGCUCCGCAAGUGUCUCUGUAGACUCUUUAUUUGAAGGAAUAGAUUUCAAUUACCAAAUGUCUAGAGCUAGGUUUGAAUCUCUUAUCCCAUCGUUGUUUGGUCCCUUAGAUGCGCCAAUCAAUGAUGCUUUGCAGUCAGCACAAUUGCAGGCCACAGAUAUCAAUGAGGUCAUAUUAUGUGGAGAACCGCUGAAAACUCCAAGAUUACAAUCUCACGUUAAAAGCCUCUUCCCGAAUGCGGAAGUGCUAUCCUCUAUUAAUCCAGACGAAGUUCUAGCCCGAGGUGCUGCACGUCAGGCUGGAUUUAUCACUGAGUUUUGCGAUCUUCAUAAGUCAAUACCAGAGCCUGUAACGGACGUUACGUUCAUUACGGAACCAAUCACAGUUCAGAUUCAGAGUUCAAACAACGAGGAAAUAGUUUUUGAAAAAUUUUCAUCGCUGCCUAUUUCCAAAACUGUUCACCUUAAAGAUAACAAAUCUGAAAUAAUAGUCACUGCUGCCCAGUCUUGCUCUGCUGAAUCUAAACUGAACGGAAAGGUCACUAUACCUAGCUCUAAAGAUUCUUCUGAUCUAUACUUAGACGUCGAGAUCAAUGCAGAACAAGCCAUAGAGAUUCACUUGCUAAAUAAAGAAAUGGAAGAAUUACAAAUGUACACAAUGGAUUUAGUUGCAGUCCCAGCAUCUUGACGAAGUUUGAUGUUUACCCUUAAUUAUUUUAUUUAUUAAAUUCUGUUACCUAAUUUUCGCUUCAAAUCUGUGGAUAAGUUUUAAUACUGACAUCAUAGAACACUCAAAAACUAACUAUUUUUUUUUUUUUUAAUAAUCUAUGUGUGAAAUGCAACAGUACACUCUUGCCAUUUUGACCAUUUUCUCUUGAAUCUUCACUCGGUCAAAUAAUUAUUUCACUGUAUCAAAUGUUAUGCUCUAACAAUUAUGUCCUUGUGCCAAAAAAAUACCUUAUAAAUAAAUUUUUUGGCAAAUACUUCAUCGAACAAAAAUCAAUAUAGAAUCAUUCAAUCGGUUUUUUUUUUAGAAGAAAAAAAGAAAAGCAAUGUAGUAAAUAUGCCACAUUGCACUUUUGCAGCAUUUUACAUACAUAGUUUUGCCUUUCAUGCCAUCAGAGAAAAGGCUUAUACUGAGAACUCUGUUUCUAUCUUCAUUCAUUAUCAUUGUGUCGUUCGUGCUACUUCCUGGCUGUGCCGCAUUCUAGAUAAUUUAUUGGUGGACCUGCAUGUAGCCUGAAUUUCCACUUGCAAUGAGUUAAAACUUGCUGAAAUGGGCUGUGGGUAGCAUUGACGGAAUAUAGUUGACUUGACAAGUUAAAACUGAUUAAGCAUAAUUUCAUAACUCAAAAUUUACCUCUUUUUUUUUGUGAAAGAUCAUAAAUUCAAUAAUUGAUAUAAAAAAUAAUAGUUUACGUUCCCGUUAUAGUAUCCUGUUUUGGUAAUUUUACUAAUGUCCUCUAUAGAAGUGAUCUAAUUUGUUCCAUAAUGAUUACGUUUAACCCUUUAAUGUAAUUAUUUGACUUAUUACAGAUUUGUGAUGACA
Messenger RNA from Bemisia tabaci, 2542 nucleotides. RefSeq names its product heat shock 70 kDa protein 14. Gene Ontology annotation, molecular function: ATP binding; ATP-dependent protein folding chaperone. The record is from RefSeq and is a predicted model, not a curated record. Lineage: Eukaryota; Metazoa; Arthropoda; Insecta; Hemiptera; Aleyrodidae.